AACAAUUUAUCAAUAGAACAGCAAUAGGUAUGCAUACGUUAAUAGAGCAAACCGCCACUGUCCUAUGAUAUCAGCUGAUUAUGUCCAUUGAUAUAGUUUAAACACAACAAGGUUCGUUAAGCACAUAUAUUACACCGUGGUACGCUGGCGGUAAAGUCUCAGCUUUUCAACCUCUCAAGUCUCUCCCCGAAACGUAAAACCGCCGAUCUCAUUUCGAAGUGAUAGGUAUAACAGUCAAUUUAUUGUCUGGAUACAACAUUUAAAAUGUGUUUUAAAAUGUUUUGUUUAAAUUGAAUUAUUCAACGUAUAAACGUGCACAAAAGUGUGACACAGAAUCCCGUUUAUAUAGGAAUUAUACUUUUGGUUGGUCGCUUGGCAACCCCCAUGUGUAGAUGUUGAAUGGUUCCGUCCAACUGGAACUGACUAUUUCUUUUUUUCUACAGGCGAUGGCUUUAUUUACAAAUUAUGUUUUUGUCGUGUAUUAACCGAAUAAAAAAUUCGUAUUACACAUAAAUUAAGUUCCGUUUUUAGGGGUAAGGACAGUGGUCCUAAUUAUAUUGUAUUAUAUAGAUUGUGAGUCUAGUUCUAUGUAGGACACCCCUGUCAUUAUUGGGUACUGCUCCUGGCACUUCCUUGUUCAAAAGUUUUAUUUAGGGAAAGGCUUGGUGAAAAGUUGGACACCGGUUUGGAUAUUUCGACGUCAAUUAUUAAGGGCAUGGAUCAUAUUUAUUGUACAUUAUGAGAUAACUAGCGUGUAGCUAUCGCAGUUUUCCCAUGGCUGUAAUUAUUAGAAGCUGGCUAACGUUGCACUGAGCGGCUCCAUAAAGAGAAAGAUGUCCACGGCUAACGUUAGCGAAGACGUCCGAGUGAAGUUUCCUCUGCAUUCAGCAGUGUGGGAAAAUGACUACAGGACACUGGAAGAACAAGUAACGUUACCACAGAAUGAUGUAGAGGCUGUGGAUCCCAGAGGCCGGACACCUCUGCACCUGGCUGUGUCGCUUGGGCACCUGGAGUCAGUGAGAGUCCUUCUGAGACAUGGUGCUGAAGUGACUAAAGAAAAUGGCAUGAAUUGGACAGCGCUGCAAGAGGCAGUCAGCACCGGAGAUCCAGAGAUGGUUCAGUUAGUGCUUCAACGCAGAGACUACCUCAAAGCCUCCACUGCUCUGGGAGGAGUGCCUGAGCUGCUGUCAAAGAUCCGAGAGUCUCCAGACUUCUAUAUGGAAAUGAAGUGGGAAUUCACCAGUUGGAUCCCUCUUCUGUCCCGGGUUUGUCCAAGUGAUGUUUGUCGCAUUUGGAAAAGUGGUGCCUGCCUGCGAGUGGAUGCCACUCUUCUAGGCUUUGAAAACAUGACUUGGAUCAGAGGGCGCAGAAGCUACAUCUUCAGAGGAGAUGAUUCAUGUGCAGAGUUGAUGGAGGUGAACCAUGACGAUGAAGUCGUGGACACCGAACGCUUCAACAUAUCCCAAGAAAUCGAGGAUGUCACGCUCGAGUCAAUGCAGCCAGCUGAACAGGAAAUUGCCAAAAGGUUGACCACCCCUAUUGUCAACACCUACUUGGACACCAAGGAUAUUGCUUUUGAGAGGAACAAGUCGGGAAUUUGGGGCUGGCGAGCUGACAAGACUGAACUGGUCAAUGGAUUUGAAUCAAAGGUUUUCAGUGUGAAUAAUGUAAAUGUGGUAAUCAGGACAAGGACAGAGCAUCUCACAGACGAGGAGAAAGCCAGGAUAAAAAGUGAAAGGAACGUCUUGGAGUCUCUGCUUGGGACUGUGGAGCAGCACAUAAGUGCACAAGGGGACCUGACUCUUGAGUAUGCAACUGCCACCAAUCCCACUGCCAUCACUCCAGAGGAAUACUUUGACCCUGACUUUGACCUGGGGAACAGAGACAUCGGCCGACCCAUUGAGCUGAGCAUUCGAACACAGAAGUUCAAAGGUACAUUGUGGAUGAGCGAGGAACAUCCUCUGUCCCUGGUGGAGCAGGUGACGCCCAUUAUCGACCUCAUGGCUCGGACCAGUUCCCAUUUUGCACGUCUGCGAGACUUCGUAACCCUGAAUUUUCCUCCUGGAUUUCCUGUUAAAAUAGAGAUUCCCUUGUUUCAUGUGCUGAAUGCCAGGAUUACAUUUGGUAAUGUUAAUAAAUGCAGUACUGAAGAGGAGGCGAUCCCAACACCAGUAGCCACGCCAACAUCCUCAGGAGAAGAGGAAGAAGCUGCAGCACUGCCUCCGUUUCAGGUGUGUCCUACAGUGUUUGAUGUGCCCGCCAGUUACCUGCGCAGAGGAGGCAGCCGACACACACCCAUAUCCAACAACGACGAGGAGCUUUUGCAGUAUGCCAUCCAUCAGAGUCUCCUGGAGUCUCGGAGAGUCCCGGGCGAGGAGGGGAUGUUGGAGGAUGCUGAGGCGGACUUUACUGAUGUGAUGCCCAGUAGCCAGAGUGACAGGAGUAUCCCAGAGGGGGUGCUAGUGGAAUUAGCAGACACCCCCAGCCCUGUCAGCUCUCCCUCUGCAUCAAGCGCCGACUCGGAGCUCCGCCUGGCCAUGGAGCUCUCUGCACGGGCUCAAGCGGAAGAGGACAGGAUGAGGAAGCAGGAGGAAGAGGAGCUGGAGAUGAUCUUGCAGCUAUCACUCACCGAGAAGUAAAAUGGAUAAGAGGGAAAAAUAAUAAUACAACCUUUCCAGAUCGAGAAGCAACCACCACACCUCAAUUUUCCUCCCUAACCACUGUAGUCAUCUAUGCAAGCGCAGGUUUCUUUCUGUAGCAGAUCAUUCUUGCACUGGCAAUAUCAGACUGUCGCUAUCCAAUAUUUUCCAAAAGGUAUUUUUGGUAAGAGCAUACUCCUUUAUAUAUUUCUAUCUCAGCAUCUCCAUCCUCAAGGUAAUUCAUAGACUCUUUCAGAUCAUUUCAGGUCGGUUCUACUAAUUAUUUAUUUUCUAUCCAAAUCAGAGUCACAGCAGCAACCUGCGUUUGUUGAUCACAUUGUUGUCCAGAGUGAGGUCAAAUCAGUGUAAUUAAGGUUCUGUCAACAAGAUGACUCCUCUAGGUGACUUCCUGUAGUGCUGGCACUCAAAUGUGCCACUUAGGGUUCAAAGCACUGUUAAGUUUAUUUCCUUUGUACCAGUCAGUCCCUGUUUUUUUAAGUGGCUAGAAUGAAACCAGCCUAGCCCAAUUGAAAACUACUAGUACCCUGGACCUGAAGGGACAUGUUUGAAUGUUUUCACUGUAAAGUCUUCCUAGUGAGUCACUUUGUUGAGGGCCGUGAGCUCAUUGAAUAAUGUAAAUCUCAGGGUUUCAAUUUUACACAUUUAUCCUUCACUUUGGAAUUAGUUUGUAAGUAUUGGAAAUUGUAGCCUGGUAAAUGUUUCUUUGGUGUGAAAUGGUAACACAUGCAUAUCUUCCAUAUAAAUAUGAAUUCAGAAAGUUGGGUUCAUUUAGUCUGAAGUUCAUAAGUAAACGCAUUUUGUUGUACUUUAGGAAUGUACAGUCUACAGAAGCAUGUUGCUGUGAGAUAAACUUUACAUCGUAACAUGGUAACGCAACCGCUCUGCUGAAACAACGGGGAUUUAACAGAAUUCAUGAGGAGAAUGAAAGUAUUUUUGUUAACUGUGACUGAGCAACUUCAAGGAUUAUCACCUCAGUUCAAAGACGCAGUAGCAGAGAAUCAGCCCGUCUGUGGAUUUGCAGCCGUCAUGCAGUUCAAACGCAGUCACACAACCAAAUGCUGCAGAGAUUAUUCCGAUUCCUCAAGGCAUGCUGUUAGCCUUUAGUAGCCACGAACAACUCUUGACCUCUGAGCAGAAGAAAAGACGGAACAGACUCUUAAGAUCAAGCUUGCCCGCCAUAUGUAGGAUUAGUUUCUUCAGCAUGUGCCAAGGAAUUGCUUUGUUCUGACGACGCUUGGUGGGGGAGAAAGGUGAUUUAUUUGGUGCCACUUAGACUAAACUUCUGAACAAAAAAAAAAUGUUUUUGUAACUUUUAAACCAAGAUGAAGAGGUUUCAGUUGUACCCGGGUGAUGCUGCGUAACAUGCAUUAACCACUAUAGUUGAUUUCACUGACAACCCACCACUUAUCAAAGGUCUCUCUGCUUAGCUGUGCCUGACUUUCAGGGGCUGCAGCUGAAAAAACUGCUUAUUAUAUAACGAUCAAAUUUUCAAACUGCUGAACAGUCGACUUUAAAAAGGCUCGCUUUGGUUCAUUUAAUGCAGGUCUUUGUAAUGCACCGUUCCAGCUGCAACGUUUUUUUUUAAUGUUAAAAUUUUAAGACAUUGUCUUGGUUUCAAAAUGUUUCUAAAAUAAAAAGCACUUUAUUUCCAUGAGGACUAAACUGA
Messenger RNA from Cottoperca gobio, 4326 nucleotides. It is a transcript of the gene ankrd13a, whose product is annotated as ankyrin repeat domain 13A. The coding region runs from base 834 to 2639 and encodes 601 amino acids. NCBI's taxonomy places the organism in Eukaryota, Metazoa, Chordata, Actinopteri, Perciformes, Bovichtidae. Gene Ontology annotation, molecular function: protein binding. The record is from RefSeq and is a predicted model, not a curated record. The transcript is spliced from 15 exons. Gene Ontology annotation, cellular component: cytoplasm.